Messenger RNA from Pundamilia nyererei, 1331 nucleotides. It is a transcript of the gene gss, whose product is annotated as glutathione synthetase. The transcript is spliced from 9 exons. The record is from RefSeq and is a predicted model, not a curated record. Gene Ontology annotation, molecular function: glutathione binding; ATP binding; glutathione synthase activity. Gene Ontology annotation, cellular component: cytosol. Lineage: Eukaryota; Metazoa; Chordata; Actinopteri; Cichliformes; Cichlidae. Gene Ontology annotation, biological process: glutathione biosynthetic process. Bases 256 to 1143 code for a protein of 295 amino acids.
GGUUAGUAGUAGCCGUUCAGCCGGUUCAUCUCGUUAUGCGUCAGGGAUUGAAGCGUGUACAUGCUCCGGUUAGGUUUUGUGAUGCACCGUGGAAGGUAAAGGGUGGCAGUCUUAAUCGCUCUCUGCAUAAGUGUGAAAGUACUUGGUGAGAACACAGUCCAAGGGAACCUUCUAGGUUGAUGGCUAACUAGCUUCUACUACCGGUGACUGCUAACAGACGGUGUUAAACGACCUGGUUAAAACUUAAGCAGGUGAAUGAGAAUGGCGCAGGGACUACCAGACGAGAUGCUGAUGAACUCGGCUUUGAUAAAAAAAUUGGCAGAGGAGGCAAAAGACUCAGCCGUUACACAGGGUGUCCUAAUGAGGCUCCAGGAGACCCCCAACUCAUCUGAGGUGGUCUCCUUUGCUCCAUUCACACUGUUCCCCACACCUGUACCCAAAGCUGUAUUCUCCCAGGCUCUGGCAGUGCAAACACACUACAACACCCUGGUGGACAAGAUUAGUCAGGAUGCAGACUUCCUACAAGAAGCUUUGGCUAGCACCAUCGCUGUGGAUGAUUUCACUGCAAGGUUGUUCAAAAUCCACCAACAGAUCCUUAAAGAAGGCAGGUCACAGUCCAUUGUGUUGGGUCUCAAUCGGUCUGACUACAUGCUGGACCAGAGAGAGAAUGACACACCAUCGCUAAAGCAGAUAGAGAUCAACACCAUUGCUGCCAGUUUCGGAGGCCUUUCAUCGCGCACGCCAGAUGUACACAGACAUAUCCUGAAGAUGGCCGGCAGGCUGGAGGAGAGCGAGCGUAUCCUGGAUAAUAAUCCUGCAGCUGGUCUGGCCAGGGCUAUUGCCAAAGCCUGGGAGCUCUAUGGAUCAGAGAAAGCAGUCGUCGCGUUCUUUGUGGAAGACGUCCAGAGAAAUAUCUUUGAUCAGCGAUUCGUUGAGUAUGAACUUUGGAAGAGAAACAUUCACGUAAUAAGACUGCGGUUUGAAGAUGUCUUUAAAGCAGGCUCCCUUGAUCAGGACAAGAGGCUUUUUGUGGACGGCAAAGAGGUCGCCGUGGUGUAUUUCAGGAAUGGUUACAUGCCUGACAACUACACUUCUGAACAGGUCCAACUUUUGAUUUGCACACAGAAUGGAAGAUUACAUUAGAGUUUAGUUAGAAACAUGCAACAUGCAGACUUACUUAAAAUGAUUCGUAUUCAUGAGAAACUGGAACGUCAUUAUCAUCCAGUUUAUUUCUUUCCCUGCCUAGCAACACCAAGUCUAGCCCUGAUUAGCUGAUAUAAGUGACAACAGACCUGUCGCCUUGUCAGUCUGAAUGGGUGAUUAGAUGGUAA